Molecule: messenger RNA, 4755 nt
Organism: Dissoconium aciculare CBS 342.82
Lineage: Eukaryota; Fungi; Ascomycota; Dothideomycetes; Mycosphaerellales; Dissoconiaceae
Product: WD40 repeat-like protein
Exons: 2
Coding region: 1-4755 (1584 amino acids)
Molecular function (GO): protein binding
Source: RefSeq, a predicted model, not a curated record
AUGCGGCUGCUCCGAGUCCGCGAUCUACGAUUCGAAAACUUCAUCGGCCAGGGCAUCCCGGACUACGCCAUUUUGUCUCACCGAUGGCAUGUCGACGAGGCAAUGCUCCUUGAUGUGCAGAUGGGAUCUUCAACAACCACACAAGGAAUGAUGAAAGUGUACGGCUUCGUCAACUACGUCAAGGAAAAUAUACCCAGCAUUGAGUAUGUUUGGAUUGACACAUGCUGUAUCGACCAGAAAAGCAAUCCGGAGGUGUCCGAGUCAAUAAAUUCCAUGUUCCGUUGGUAUUCCAAUGCUCGAGUCUGCAUAGCAUACCUGCGCGACGUCGACAAUGACGACUCCAGCUUUGAGCACAGUGAAUGGUUCUCUCGAGGCUGGACCUUGCAGGAACUGCUGGCUUCGCAAGUUGUCGUCUUCCUGUCUCGCGAUUGGAAAGUCAUCGGUCACAAAGGUCCAGAUGUAUCAUCAUCUAUCACCCGCAUGUCUUUUCACACAGGUCCUUUGCUCAAUCGCCGUGUCGCAGAUGCGACCAACAUCCCAGAGAGCGUGCUGCAAGACUUCCAGAGCGCAGUUGCCACGCUCGACAAAGAUGACAUAUUCAAAUGGAUGGAGAACCGACAAACGACCCGCGAAGAAGAUGAAUCGUAUUGCUUGCUAGGGCUGCUUGGUGUCAACAUGAAUAUUCGCUACGGCGAAGGACGAGAUCCGACUAAGCAGCGUCUGCUUAGGAAAAUAAAUAAGAAGCAAUUCCCAGAUGUUGAACAUGUCAGCGAGACCGGCGCCAUUAUUGGCAAUGUCUCUGUUUCUUUACAAGCAGCCUUCGAUGCCUCGAGUAAACAAAAUGAUCCCUUAUGCCUCGAGAGCACCAGGGCAGAUGUGUUGAAGCAAAUUCGCGCAUGGGUCACGGGCAAUGAGCCAAGCUGUAUCUUUUGGUUGAAUGGUAUGGCCGGGACAGGAAAGUCGACAAUUGCACGUACGAUCGCACGCGAGCUAAAUGGAAAGCACUAUCUUGGUGCUAGCUAUUUCUUCGUCCGAGGUAGUGGACCUGCUGUAUCGAACGCCGCACCUUUCUUCACGACCAUUGCCAACCAGCUUGCCAUUGCUAUGCCAGAGGUCAGACCGCAUAUGACAGCGGCCAUUGAACAACAGCCCGACAUUGGCAGCAAGUCACGCGAUGAUCAGUGGAACAGACUGAUAGUUGAGCCGUUCGCAAACUUGACAGCCCCAACGGAGAAACUGGUUGUCAUUAUUGUUGAUGCACUGGAUGAAUGUGAUGACGAUAAGGACAUGAGAGGCAUCGUCAACGUUCUGGCGCGAGCAAAUGAAGUUCCCAAUAUCCGGUUGCGCGUCAUCAUCACAAGUCGGCCAGAAACGCCAAUUCGUCUGGGCUUCAAAAAACUCCCUGAAAUUCUGCAUCAGGAUCUCCUGCUUCAUGACCAGCCUCGUCCGACCACGGACGGAGACAUUUGCUUGUUUCUGUAUAAUGAACUUGAAGAUAUCCGGGAGGCGCAUGGGCUGCCUGGCGACUGGCCGACCGUCGAUCAAGUCAACCAAUUAGUGCGAGCUGCUGGAGGGCUGUUCAUAUUUGCCGCCACAGCUUGCCGCUUCUUGCUCGAAUGCGACGAUGCAGAGGAUUCUCUUGAGCUAUUCCUUCGAGCCGAUGAUGAGUUGCCUGCUUCAGCAACACCCGAUAUUGCUGACGAGGCGCAAAAUCAAUGGACCGUCAUCUUGGAUGAGAUUUACAGCCAGAUCCUGACACGAGCAAACGUGAUAACAGCCCAGAUAUUGACAUCGUAUCGAUCUAAUGAUGGAAAUGGACAUAUCACUGGCUUGAUGGCGAGCCUUGCCGAACCCGUGAAUAUUGAGAUCCUUGCGAGAUUACUUCAAACCAAAACGUCCGUUGUGAACCACAGACUUGAGAAACUACACUCGAUUGUUCGCAUGUCCAAAGCCGUCGAAGAACCAAUUCGUUUCUUCCAUGCGUCUUUUCGCGAUUUCUUACUUCAAGAGCAUCGGAGCGGUCCCAUGGGCUUUUAUCUACCGCCAAAGACAGCUCAUAGUCGUCUACUGCAAGGAUGCUUCGCGAUCAUGCAUGAUGGUCUACAUCGAAAUAUGUGCGAUCUUGAGCAUUCAGGGGUACAGUACGAAAACAUUGGGGAUGCAAUAAUUGACAGAAUGAUCUCGCCGGCAUUGAAAUAUGCCUGUCGCUAUUGGACCUAUCACUGGGAGCGAUCCGAAUCUCAAGAUAAUCUCGUGGCUGAAUUCGUUGGGCAACACUUCUUGCACUGGCUUGAAACCAUGAGUCUCUUGGAUUUAUGGGAUGAGGCUAGCCUCAUGAUUGCUUCGAGUGUGAGAUUUCAGGCGGCAUCUGCAUGGCUUCAAGAUUUCCUGCGGGACGCACUGCGUCUCAUGUCCAAAUUUCGUCCAUGUGUUGGGCAAUGCCCUACACAAAUCUACGAAGCUGUCUUGUUUUUUGCGCCGCGCUCUAGUGUCAUCCGAAAGACAUUCCAGGACCAGAGACCACAAUGGAUAUCAAUGGUCGAGUCGAAAGAACAAGAAGAUUGGGAUUCCUGUUUACAGAUUCUUUGGGGUCACGCUCCGCACCCUAUCAGGAAGAUGUCUUUCGUGGACAACGGGAAGUAUUGGGUGUCGGCGACUUCGACAGCCGUCCGCAUGUGGGACACAGUCACCGGAGUGUGUACUCAGAGGAUCGAUCAAGUACCCUCGGAUUAUUAUCAGAUUGCGUUUGCGCCAGACGGAAACUUGAUCGCAAUGACUUCGGACGAUUGUAUCCAAUUGUGGAGCAUCAGGGAUGGCACCAAGAAAGCCGAACUGGAAGACGAUUCGUCUCACGGCUCAUACGUUACGCGACUCAUAUUCUCUCCAGCGAGCACUUUACUUGCAUCUGCGUCCGAAGACAACGUCAUACGAGUGUGGGAUGUUCAACGCGGCCUCUGCUUGCGCGAGCUUAAGGACCACAGUGGCGCGGUCACAAAAAUGAUGUUCUCAUCCGACGGCCGUGUACUAGCGUCUUUGGCGCCCGACCAUGAGCUGUGUCUGUGGGAGGUGUCCGUUAUGUCCUCGUUCACUCUUCUGACGAAGAGUGAACGACAAGGCCGCCAGACCGUUGGUGCCCGGAAGUAUGGCCGCCUGGCGUUCUCUUCAAAUGGAAGAAUACUCGCGACCUCUGAUGGGAAUGACAUCGAAUUACAAGCCAUUGGCAGAAAAGGAAAGGUGCUGACGCUCACUGGUCAUUCUAAAUCCACAACAGCGAUUGCCUUCUCGCCAGACAACACCCUACUGGUGUCUGGAUCGCUCGACAAGACACUACGAAUCUGGGAUACCAGCACUGGUUCAACAUUAUGCGAGCUUCAUGGUCAUCAAGGAAUGAUAUCUUCAGCAAGCUUCGCUUUGAGAGGCGAGAUUGUCAUUUCCACAUCCCGUCACGAGAGAUUGAUCUAUGUAUGGGAUGUCGCGAGUCGACGCAUACUACAUACUCUUGGGGCCCAUCAUGACAACAUCGUGGGUACUGCGGUGAGCUCCACCGUCCUGGCUUCGUACUCGCGAGACAGCAUGAUACAGUUCUGGGAUCUCGCAACGGUGACCAGCCCACAGCCUCGCUUCGACCGCCCCACCCCACUGCGUGAUGUCUAUCAUUCACAAUCGGAGAAAUUAGUGGUCGCAACGUCCUUGCGAGGGUUGGCGAUUCGAGUCUUCGACACGACGACCGAGCAAGAUACGAAGAAGUUGAUAGGCCAUGAAGCUUACGUGUGGCACGUGAAGAUCUCGCCAGAUGACCGACUUGUUGCUUCCGUAUCGGCGGAUGGCACGCUUCGAAUAUGGGAUAUUGCAAAGAGCUGCGAAAUUCAUCGGGUCGAAUAUCGAGGGUUGCCAACGGUCCGUUCACAGGGUUUGGACAUUGGUAUCUUGAAUCCACAUUCUAAGAACCUAUCGUCAAGCUCGGACAUCGUCCCCAUCUGGGACUUACUCGACGAGCGUUCCGUUCUGAAUGCGACUAAAUGUGUCACUCUGAUGUGGGUCGCGAUUUCCCACAGCGGACGAAUGGCAUCGUUGGACGAGGCAUAUGUCUUGCGAUCAUUGCCGACAGGCACGUUCUCCAGUCAAUGGCACAUCGAAUUUCCUGGCCAAGAUUGUUGUCUCACCUCGAUAGCUUUCUGCGCAGCACAAGAUCUGUUCGCAGCCGUUCGAAGUGACGGCAAGCUGCAGACAUGGAGCACGAAUAGCGGUAACCUCCUCUGGCAGAGGUCUUUAUCGAAUGUCUCAUCCCUGGAUUUCUCGAGUGACGGCAAAUUGCUUGCAGCAUCCCGCUCAUACAACGUCGCUCUCCUAGAUGCUUCAACAGGCAUGUGUGUUCACCGAAUCAGAAUAUGCACAGACUCAGCUCAAAGAUGCACCUUUGGUAAGGACGGCUCGAGCUUGCGUGUCCCAGGAGGCUUCCAGAGCUUGAAAUGUCUAAACAUUCCAGGAAGCUUCCAAAGCCUGACAUGUCGGCACAUCCCAGAAGCUUCCGAGAGCCUCACAUGUGAAGAGUUCGCCUGCCUAUAUCCGGCCGCGAAAUCUUCUCGUUCCCGACACAGUGUAAUCGUCGACGACGACUGGCUCUUCCUCGAUGGCCGCAGAAGGCUCUGGCUGCCCUCAGAAUAUGAUGCUUGGUGCGUAUAUGCUAACGAAGAAAAGAUCUUCAUUAUGCAUCAGGAUGGUUCAUCCAGUAUUUGGCGACUUCAUCCUCCAUGA